AUGACAUUUGAACAACGACCCUGGUUAAAGACAUAUAUUGAUUUCAAUACAGAGAAGAGAAAGCUUGCAACAAAUGAGUUCGAGAAGGAUUUUUUCAAACUCAUGAAUAAUGCAGUCUUUGGAAAGACGAUGGAAAAUUUAAGGAAGAGAACAGAUAUAAAACUUUUAAAUGACCAAUCAAAGGCCAGAAAAUUAAUCAGCAAACCAACAUUUCAUGCCUUCAAAAUAUUCAACGACGACUUGGUGGCUGUGCAUAUGUUGAAACAACGAUUAUACUUAAACAGACCCAUCUACGUGGGAUUCACUAUACUCGAUUUGUCAAAGACACUUAUGUAUGAUUUCCAUUAUAAUUACAUGAAAGAUAAAUAUGGAUCUAGAGCAACACUGUUGUUUACAGACACCGACUCGCUAUGCUACAGCGUCAACACUGAUGAUAUAUAUCAAGAUAUGUUGGAAGUGAGAGACUUGUUUGAUACGUCAGAGUAUAACCCCGAACAUCGGCUUUAUAGCACUUUAAAUAAAAAGGUGUUAGGAAAGAUGAAAGACGAGACACAUGGUAUUCCCAUACAGGAAUUUGUUGGUCUCAAGUCAAAGAUGUACUCAUUGAUAUAUGAGGAGAAUAAAACACUCUGCGAGAAGAAGACAGCGAAGGGUAUAAAGAAGAGUGUGAUCAAACAUGACACAAGACACGAACAUUAUAAACAAAGUUUAUUCAACAAAGAAAUCCACAUGUCUACCAUGACACAGAUCCGUUCAUAUGACCAUACGUUAUAG
Molecule: messenger RNA, 774 nt
Organism: Mytilus trossulus (common blue mussel)
Lineage: Eukaryota; Metazoa; Mollusca; Bivalvia; Mytilida; Mytilidae
Exons: 1
Coding region: 1-774 (257 amino acids)
Source: RefSeq, a predicted model, not a curated record